This is a messenger RNA of Penicillium olsonii, 3102 nucleotides long. The record is from the annotation of a GenBank genome assembly. Lineage: Eukaryota; Fungi; Ascomycota; Eurotiomycetes; Eurotiales; Aspergillaceae.
AUGUCCGCCUACUCGGACGACGAGGAGCAUGAUCCCCAGGCGGAUGAGCUCCGCGAGACCGCCUUGGUUACGCUUGAGGCGUUGAUCAGCUCUUGCAACCAACAGAUGCAACCAUACUUGAUGAAUACGACCCGAUCUGCCCUCCGAUUCCUCAAAUAUGAUCCUAACGUCGCUGAAACCGAGGACGACGAAGAGAUGGGCGGAACCCAAGACGAUGGAAGUGAAGACGACACUACGGAGGACCCCGACAUGGACGAUGAAUUCGAGGAUUUUGAAGAGGAAGGUGGCUACAGUGACGUUGACGACAUGAGUUGGAAAGUGCGUCGAUGUGCUGCCAAGCUCCUUUCCACCGUGAUCUCCACCUACGGCCGUGCCCGCGCCGCAGAUAACUCAGCUCUGUUCCAACAGAUUGCUCCAGCUCUGGUGUCUCGGAUCAGCAAGGAACGAGAGGAGAGCGUGAAGCUGGAAUUGGUGUCCACAUUGACUGCGCUGGUUCGCAAGACUGGUGAGGGAUCCAUGAUCGUGACUUCCAAUGACUUCAUGGAGGCCAUUGGGGGAUCGAAGAACUCUAGGAAACGCAGACGUCAAGACAGCGACGCAUCUAUGAUCGAUUUCGAACCAAGCGCGACUUCAUCGGCAGUGGACUCUCCGGUCGUUCCAUCAUCGCCCAAGUCUGGUCCCCAGGCCGAUCUGGCUCGCUCCGUUCCUUUGAUUGUUCAGAACCUUGUCAAGGUGUGGAAGCAAGCUUCGAUCCCUCUCAAACAGGCCGCAAUCAUCCUCCUCAAAAGUCUUUCCUUGGUUCGCUAUGGAGGUCUUUCCAACCAUCUCCAGCAAAUCGAAGACCUCAUCGUGGAUGCAUUGGAAACCUCCUCCCUCUCAGGAAGCACUCCGGCUCACACCGGAGCUGCCGUUAGUGCAGGCACUCUGCAGAUCGAAACCUUAGCUCUCAUCGCAGCAAUUGCCGAGACACAUCUGUCCGAUGCCUUGCUUCCAUUCUUGAUUGCUCUUGUGCCCGGAGUCAUUGCAGCUGUCAACGAUCGCAAUUACAAAGUCAGCAACGAGGCAUUGGGGUCUGUGGAGCAGAUUGUCAAAGCCAUGACACCUCCCCGAUUCUCUGCCAAUGCUUCCGAUGUCAACUCGCAGUUGCAGAAGCUCUACGACAUUGUUCACUCACGCAUCACCGACACAAGCGCUGACCUCGAAGUCCGUCAACGGGCAAUCCACGUCUUCGGUGUCAUCCUUGCCCGAACAUCUGGGGAACGGGGCUUGGAAUUCCUCUCCGCAGAAAGAAGAUCCAACGGCCUGGCUGUUUUGGUCGACCGAGUCAGGAACGAGACCACCCGUCUAUCUGCGGUCCGUGCUGUCGACGACGUCGUUGCCCUUGCCGAACGCAAGCAGGAUGUCCCUAGUGAGUGGGUCAACAGUGUUGCCGUCGAACUCAGCUCGAACCUGCGCAAAUCAGACCGCGCCUUGAGGGGUGCAUGCUUGGAGGCUCUUCGCAGCUUGUCGAUGAACUCCCAUGUCCGAUCUCAUCUGACUGCGGAGACAAUCGUGGUCCUUGAGAACUCCGUUCUGCCCCUUCUUGCUGCUGCUGAUUUCCACACACUGACCCCGACCCUCAUUGUCAUUGCCAAGCUCGUCCCCGGCAAUUCAAAACUACUAGUCAACGAUGCUCUGAUUUCUUCUAUCUGUUCAAUUGUGAAAAAGCCAUUGGUGGGGACCGUCCUCAGAGCCUUGCUACUGUUGGUUAAAGUUAUUGGCGACGAGGGCGCCGGUGCCAGCUUGAUGCAAAACCUGUUGCGAGACGUUGGAAUCACCGGUGAAUCUUCCGUGGUCGGCCGAGCCGUCGGUACCCUUCUUGUUCACGGUGGGCCAAAUCUCGGAGUUACCAUGGAUGACUUCUCUACCGAGCUGAAGACUGCCCGGGACGAUAGCAGAAAAUGCCUUGCCCUCGCUAUUCUGGGUGAGAUUGGCUUACGCAUGGGCCCUGAGUGCUCCCUGUCUCCCGACCUUUUCAUCCCUCAUUUCAACUCCGAAUCAGACCCAGUACGCUUGGCUGCUGCUACCGCUCUUGGAAAUGCUGCCGCUGGUAGUGUCAAAGCAUACCUUCCGAUCAUUCUCAACGGGUUGGAGAAGGCGAACCCCCAGAGUUAUCUGCUGCUACACUCCGUGCGGGAACUGUUGCAGCACCCAGAGGUUGUCCGUCCCGAUCUUGCGCCGUCGGCCCACAAGCUGUGGCAUGCUCUUCUGCUCGUCUCGGAAGAGGAAGACAAUCGCGCCGUGGGCGCGGAAUGUGUCGGACGCCUCGCCCUUCUUGACCCUGUUGCUUACAUCCCUCACUUCCAAGAGUAUCUGGCCAACUCCGACCCCGCCGUCCGUGGUGUGGUUAUCUCGGCAUUCCGCUACACGCUGGCCGAUUCAAGCGACGCUUACAACGAUGUCCUUCGUCCUUUGAUGGUCCCACUGUUGACCAACAUGCUCGGCGACAGCGAUCUUGGCAACCAUCGUCUUGCCUUGACCACUCUCAACUCCGCAAUUCACAACAAGAUGGAGCUCCUGCUCCCCCAUCUCGACGAGCUGCUUCCGGCUGUGCUGGGUGACACCAAGAUCAAGCCGGAGCUUAUCCGCGAAGUACAGAUGGGUCCAUUCCGGCACAAGGUAGACGACGGCCUCGAUCUGCGCAAGAGCGCAUACGAGACCCUUUACGCUUCCCUCGACACCUCGUUCUCCCGCACUCACAUGACCGAGCUCUUCGAUCGCAUCCUCGCCGGUAUCGACGAUGAGCAGGACAUUCGGGCGAUCAGUAACCUCAUGACUUCCAAGCUAAUCAAGAUUGCCCCCGAAGAUACCGAGCGUCGUCUGGACGCGUUGUCGGAGCACUACACCGCCGUUCUCUCUUUCAAACCGAAAGAUAACGCCGUCAAGCAAGAGCUGGAGAAGGCGCAGGAGGCUUCGUUGGGCAUUUUAAAGAUCACCCGGGAGCUCAGCAAGGCGUUUGGCGGGGCGGAGUCAUCGGGCGAUCUCCACAAGUGGAAGGCAUACAUGGAGUUUGUGCGGAAGAAUUUCCAGCAGCAGUUCGCCUCGUUGGAGAACGACUUCUGA